Messenger RNA from Solea solea (common sole), 6313 nucleotides. RefSeq names its product RNA-binding motif, single-stranded-interacting protein 2-like. Gene Ontology annotation, molecular function: mRNA binding. Gene Ontology annotation, cellular component: cytosol. The record is from RefSeq and is a predicted model, not a curated record. The transcript has 14 exons. Bases 100 to 1299 code for a protein of 399 amino acids. Lineage: Eukaryota; Metazoa; Chordata; Actinopteri; Pleuronectiformes; Soleidae.
AGUCUAGCAGCGGGACUCCAGGCUCUCACUUCCCCAGCUGCUGACGUCAGCUGGCAGCCUGGGCUGUGCUCGCCGCUCCGCACACAGCGCCGAGGAAAAAUGCUGCUCUCCGUACCGCCAAGGGCAGGAAUCAACCCAUACAACGGCUACAACAGCAGAAACAGCAAAAAGCAGACCUAUGUGUCCUCCGGACACCAGAUGGCGCCCCCCAGUCCCAACACCAACAGUAGCAGCAACUGCAGCAGUGGAGGAGGGGAACAGCUGAGUAAAACAAACCUGUACAUCCGCGGCCUCCAUCCGGGGACAACGGACCAAGACCUGGUCAAACUCUGCCAGCCGUAUGGCAAGAUUGUGUCAACCAAGGCCAUCUUGGAUAAAACCACCAACAAAUGUAAAGGAUAUGGCUUUGUGGACUUCGACAGUCCAGCAGCAGCACAGAAAGCUGUUACAGCUCUGAAGUCCAGUGGGGUCCAGGCUCAGAUGGCCAAACAACAGGAGCAGGACCCCACCAACCUCUACAUUUCCAACCUGCCAGUUUCUAUGGACGAGCAAGAGCUGGAGAGCAUGCUGAAGUCGUUCGGCCAGGUCAUUUCUACGCGAAUCCUCAGAGAUGCCAACGGGACCAGUCGCGGUGUGGGAUUUGCCAGAAUGGAGUCCACGGAGAAGUGUGAGGCCAUUAUUCAGCAUUUCAAUGGGAAAUUCAUCAAGACUCCACCAGGAGUGCCUGUGCCCGCAGAGCCCUUACUAUGUAAGUUUGCAGACGGAGGUCAGAAGAAGAGGCAGAACCAGGGGAAGUAUCUCCAGAAUGGAAGGCCCUGGGCUAGAGAUGGAGACACGGGAGGAAUGACGCUCGCGUAUGACCCUACAGCUUUACAAAAUGGCUUCUACUCCUCUCCCUACAGUCUGGCUCCAAAUCGAAUGAUUGCCCAGACGUCCCUCUCACCAUACAUGCAUUCUCCUGUCUCAUCCUACCAGGUACAUAGCCCAUCCUGGAUGCAUCAUCAGUCAUACCUCAUGCAGCCAGCUGGUACAGUUCUUACCCCAACGAUGGAUCACGCUAUGUCCAUUCAGCCCACGUCCAUGAUGGGGCCUCUCGCCCAGCAGCUGAGCCACCUGUCCCUGGGCAGCACAGGCACUUAUAUUCCGGCCAACACAACUAUGCAGGGGACCUACAUCCCCCAGUACACACCAGUGCCUCCCUCCAAUGUCCAAGUAGAGGAGAAUGGCAGUCAACAACAACAGGUUGCUAUGGAAACUCCCGCAGAACACACAAACUACUCUUACCAACACACCAAGUGAAGCUAAGGAUGGGGCCGGGGGCACGAAAUGAAUCCAAGCAGAGGAUUCAGCUGGAAGAGAUCAGUGCUCCACACCAUCACCAAGCACCUGGACUUGAACAUGGAUAACAAAAGGAAAGUGUGUGUGUGUGUGUGUGUGUGUGUAUGAGAGUGUGCGUGUGUGUGCCUGUUUUGUUUUGUUUUGUUUUGUUUUGUUUUUUUAGAAGAAAAAAAACAACAACACUUACUUCAUCGGACCUUUCUGCUCACAUCCUCAAGAGUUGAUCAACCAAAGGUGGAAUCUUCUUCAUAGAAGCUCUGAUCUAUUUUAAUAACUGUAAAAGGAUCGUAACAGCGAGUUUAAGAAACACAGAAAAAAAGAGAGAGAGGAGGAAGAGACACAGAGCAUUAUUUUUGUGCACGUAAUAUAACAAAAUCUUAUUUUUUAAAAAGAAAAAAGCAUUCUGGACGUUUCAGGGUGAUUCAAGAAAGAGUUGAAACACAAUGUGUCUUUUAAUUUUUUUUUUGUAAAAUAUGCAAACGUUUAAUUUUUAUUUCCUGAUGUCUGUUGUUUGACAUUCUAUUUGCAGCAGCAGGGGGCAACAGUUUGUACAGAUUUAAAACAACAACAACAACCUACAAACACUUAUUUUGCUGGUCUGGUGUGUGGCGUCGAUGUCAACCGUGAGAGACAAACCGUUUAAAGCUACUUUCUUUCCUGUAACUGCUGCAGAGAUUUCUACUCACGCACAGAAGAGAAAACAACAUUGACUGUUUAUAUACUCGAGUCAAACGAAUUCAAGUAAAUGUAGAGCAUUCCGUCGUACGUGAACAAAAGACAAUCAAUGAAUUCUAUUUAUAUUUGAAUGAUAGUUCUAUUUUUAGCAUUUUUAGAUCAUGGAAACACACAUUUAUGGAAAUGUUAUUUAAUGCUCUGUAGCCUGACACCGACUUCAAUCCACGCAGUAAACAGUGAGGUGUAACGUGUGGUUUUUUUGUGUUGUUUGUUUUUGAUGUUUGGAUGAACUCUCGGUUCAUUCUCGUCAUCAAAAACAACGACAGCGUUCACACGAUUAGUCGUCCUGCUUUGUUUUAAUGGAAGUCCGUCGUAGGUCUACGCCCACAGGAAGUGGUUUUAAGCGGUUUUAUUGUGGUAAACCUUCAGGUAUCAUCAAACUCAUCCUCUGUCGGAGCGAUGGAACACGAACAUGGUUUAGAUUUGAGCGGUUAAGAUUCCUGAAAAACAUUUUUUUAGCAAAAGCAACGAGGGAAAUCAAAUAGAAGACUAACAAAAUCCUUGAGAAUAAUUUGUCUGAAAGAUAAGGGAGUUGUUGAGUCUUUUUUUCUUUUGUUCAAUGCUGCUGUCACCUGACUUUGAUUCUCUGUCUGUCUGAUUUUUGUUUUUAGUUUUGUAGAAAGUUGAAAUGUCUUUUUAUUUCUCUCUCUGUCACUUGAAAACCUUUUUUGUGCUAAUUUGCCUUAAUUUUGAUGACUCUAUCUUUGAAGUAUAUAAAAUUCUAGUUGUAGAUUUUAGCUUCUCCUUGAGAGUAGAUGAUAGUGUGUCUCGUAGGGAUUGAUGCUGUUUUUUCUAUCACAUUUUCACCCGGUUUUGUUUUAUACACACGGAAAAACCCGCGUUCCCGUCCUUGUGACGUCUGUCCUGAAGUGGCGUCAGGCCCGUUUGUUCAUGCACGUUGAGUGAAGCUCAUGUCACCACAUACAGUACUUGCAAAUAUUUUAAACAUUAAUUUAUACAGAUAUCAAAAGCUGUAGAUAUGUAGAUUAUAAAGGCUUUUUUAUUUCAAAGCACUUCUCACUAGACCAUGGAAGUGCCAUUAAAGAUGAUUCUUACAGCCUUUAGUGAGACAGCAAGUCUAAACCAAUUUUUGAGUGAUUUCCAAAUUCUGCAGAAACUAUUUCUAGCGAAGCCUUAACGUUUUGUUUUUUUCUCCAAAUAAAACUGCCUGAUGUUUCACAGGAUGUGUACAUACUACAGAAGGCACCAGCCUUGUUUGAAGGCCACAAAUUUAAGUUUUCGUGUGAGCUGUAAAGUUUUAAGGCGCUUCUUAUUCCCACUCUUCCACCGUUUAUGUCUGAAUCCACUGUGAAACGCAGUUUGACGACGUCUUUCUCUCAACACAGCACGCAGUUUGAUGAUUCUGUUUCUGUUUUUAUCGUUUGUUUAGUUUCUUUUAUCUCCACACGUCAUUGUUUUUACUGUGUGUUUUCUCUGCAACCAAAGAUGUUGUAGUUGUUUUUAGCUCUCGGUCACAGUCAAACCUGCUCGCUCUCACCCACAGUGUGUAGCUUUCCCUCUUCUGAUUGAUUCAGAAAGAGAAAGACUGCAGCAAGGGUGUCUACAUACAUACAUACAUACAUACAUACAUACGUACAGUACAUGCAAUGUAAUGUUGGUGGGCAUUAGGGUUUCUAAAUUAUAGGAAUGUUUAAAUUUGGAAACUUUGCAUGAGAAUUAACAGGAAUUAAGUAGAAAUUAAAAUUGAAGGUUGGGAACUUAAAUAUAGUUGAUAAAUAAUAUAAUGUAGCAUAAUCUAGGCUAAAACAAUCAGAUGUGAUGCAAAUACAGUUGAAUAUCAAUGCUAUUCCCCACACACACAGAGACAGACAGAUUGAUUGAUUGAUUGGUUGAUUGGUUGAUUGAUUGCUUGCCAUUUCCCAGUUUCCAAAUUUCCCAAACUUAAGUUCCCAUGGUAAGUUUCUGGAAAUUUAUAGAGAACUUUCUGCCCCUUUGCAACCCUAGUGGUCAUCUUUAUGUGUAUAACACAACAUGUGGUUCUAGAUACAUCUACUCCGUGGGCCAGGAGGAAGAGCUGGGUUUGUAGUUUGAUUCCUGGCCCCUCGAGCCCAUCGUCUCCAGAUGACUAGAAAAGUCCAUUCCAAUGACUGUAGCGGGAACUGGCACCAAGAGAACAUUGUCAUCAGAUAACAGACAGAUAACACCUGCAAAUACACACACUCUGCUGCACGUGCUGCACAAGUAGUCGCAGCAUGUAGAACAGCGUGUUGGUGACAGUAUAAUAUCACAGGUUUGUGAGGGUGAUGAUGUUAUAUAGCAACAUUUUUGUCCGGUGGAUUUUCUUGUGUGUAUUUGCAGCUCGGUGUUGUUCACGUCAGUGAAGGUGAGAUUUUCUUCAUUUGCUGUGUUUUUCCUGAGCUGCGGGACAUUGGACGCUCUCUGGCUGGUGUUCACUGUGUAUGUUAUGGACAAAAGUAUCUGGACGCCCGACCAUUACACCAACAGGGACUGUAAUGACGUAUUCAAACAUAUACACUACUUUAAUAUGGAGUUGUGCAGCUAUAACAGCUUUUGCACUUCUUGGAAGACUUUCCUCAAGAAGUGUUUCUAUGGGACUUUGUGUCCAUUCAUUCUGUAGAGCGUUUAUGAGGUCAGACACUGAUGUUGGACGAUAUUGUUCCAAUUCCUCCCAAAGGUGCUCGGUGGGGUCGAGGUCGGGGCUCUGUGUGGGCCAGUCCAGUUCUGGCCCACCAAACUCAUCAAACCAUGUCUUUGUUGUCCCUGUGUUGUGCACUGGGACGCAGUCAUGUUGGAAUAGAAACUGUUGCUACAUAGUUUGGAAGCAUAGCGUUGUCCAAAAUGUCUUGGUCUGCUGAAGAGUUCAGGUUUUCCUUCCUUUGAGAUAAGGGUCCUGAUUGAAACACCUGACUUUAAUAUUUAACAGGUGUGCCCAAAUACUUUUGUCCAUACAGUGUAUUUUUAAUCCCAGUUACAAUCAAAAAAGACCGAAUCUGCCCACAGACGGACACACACAUGCCAGAGUAACGUUAAAACAGACCCUCUGCAGUGUGGGUGACCUGGUCAGAACACUAAAAUAAAAGGUUUCAUGGCUGAGCUCCAGUCCACGUUAUGACAGUUGGGGAAUACUUCAAGAAAUUCAGCUUUUAUGAGCGUGAGAGGUUUCAGACCGGAGAGCUAAUUUUUGUAAAUAGCCCCCUUUUUUCCUCUUGUUUGUUUCUCCUCGCGUGUUUUCUCAUUUGUUUUUUUAUGAUUUAAAAUCUGUCCUGAAAACACAGUGACUAGCAAGAUUCAGUGCACCAUGAAGGAAAAUGUCAUGGAUAUUGUUGAUAUGUUCAGAGAAAUGAUAUUCCAUGUAUUAGCCAUCACUUUUAAUACAGAGAAAAAAAAAUCAGGAUUUUGGAACUAUGAAAUGACCACUUGUUACAACACAGUGUUUAUUUAUUUUUGUUUUAUUUAUUUUCAUUUUCUUUUGAUAUAAACUUGUCCACAGAGACACAAUGAUGCUCUAAAAAUGACUUGGCGUCAUGAGCUCUAUAGAAACCUAUGUUACAUUUAGUUUAGAGGAGAACUAUGAUCAGCGGUGUGCUGACAUACACAAUAUAUUAUUAUUUUUCUUUAAAUCUUGCACUUAUAAAUUUUGGUCAACACCAAUUCGAUUUUUUUUUUGGUUGAUCCUAAUGUGGAGGUGACAGUUUAUUUCAUAGCUUCAAAACAUUUUGCUGCUAAAACAGGAUUUCUCAGCGGGGGUUAGAUGUCGUCCAGUCUGUGUUGUCAAAAUGUCUAUUUUCAUUUAAUUCUGUUUAUACCAGGGGUGGCUCCUCAUGUUCUGUUUAAAAUAAUCCUUUUAUAAUACUAAUAUGAAGUUUUAAAAAGCUAAUUGUUGUUGUAAUGGGCAGGUCAAUGAAAAACUAAACUAAACUCGUUGCUUAACCCUGUCAACCACGUUUGUGUGAGUGGGACGUUUUGAAAAUGCGACUGGGCUACGUCUCACUUCCUGUUUGUGAACAGUUUUCUUAUUUAUACAAGAACUCAUUUUGUACAGUUUUGGUAGAGGAAAGAGGUUUUGAUAUUUGGUUAUUUUGCAAAGCCACUUGGCUACUUUUGUCUUCCUGUGCCAGAGUUGCUAAACAUUUUCUGUAACUUGUGUUUUUAUUUUUUAUUGAUUGAGAUAAGAUUUUCCUCCUUUCUUGUUUUUUUUCUCUUUGAAUUUGAAUAUGUCUGUUUUUCUUUCUUUUUUUUAAUAAAAGUCUUGUUUCGA